Messenger RNA from Loxodonta africana (African savanna elephant), 4130 nucleotides. It is a transcript of the gene IRS4, whose product is annotated as insulin receptor substrate 4. The transcript has a single exon. Bases 1 to 3876 code for a protein of 1291 amino acids. The record is from RefSeq and is a predicted model, not a curated record. Gene Ontology annotation, molecular function: insulin receptor binding; phosphatidylinositol 3-kinase binding. Gene Ontology annotation, biological process: insulin receptor signaling pathway. Gene Ontology annotation, cellular component: plasma membrane; cytosol. NCBI's taxonomy places the organism in Eukaryota, Metazoa, Chordata, Mammalia, Proboscidea, Elephantidae.
AUGGCGAGUUGCUCCUUCGUUCGCGACCAAGCGACAAGUAGUCUGAGAGCUGCAGUAGCGGCAGCAGCGGCAGCUCCACCAGCGGCGGCGACCACCUCACUUCUUUCCUCGGAAACCCCGACCGCACUCAUUGGGACCGGGUCGUCUUGUCCGGGAGCCAUGUGGCUCUCCGCGGCCACUGGCUCCCGGUCAGACUCGGAGUCCGAGGAGGAGGACCUCCCCGUCGGGGACGAAGUCUGCAAACGCGGCUACCUGCGGAAGCAGAAGCAUGGGCACAGGCGAUACUUCGUGCUUAAACUCGAGACCGCAGACGCCCCGGCUCGGCUGGAAUACUACGAAAAUGCCAGGAAGUUCCGGCACAGUGUCCGCGCAGCGGCGGCUGCAGCUGCGGCGGCCGCCUCCGGCGCCGCGGUGCCCGCGCUCAUCCCGCCGCGACGCGUGAUAACCCUGUACCAGUGCUUCUCCGUGAGCCAGCGAGCCGACGCAAGGUAUCGACACCUCAUUGCCCUUUUCACCCAGGACGAGUACUUCGCAAUGGUGGCCGAGAACGAGUCGGAGCAGGAAAGCUGGUGCGUGCUGCUUAGCCGCCUCAUCCUCCAGAGCAAGCGCCGCCGCUGCGGCACGCCCGGCGCGGAGCCCGACCAAGAGGGGUCCGCGCUAGCGGUGGCGGCAGCGGCGGCGGAGCCACCCUUCUACAAAGAUGUGUGGCAGGUAGUAAUCAAACCCAAGGGGCUGGGGCACAGAAAAGAGCUGAGCGGCGUGUUCCGGCUUUGCCUGACCGACGAAGAGGUUCUGUUCGUGAGGCUAAACACCGAAGUGGCCAGUGUGGUCGUGCAGCUCCUGAGUAUCCGUCGCUGCGGGCACUCGGAGCAGUAUUUCUUUUUGGAAGUCGGCAGGUCCACCGUCAUCGGUCCGGGGGAGCUGUGGAUGCAGGUCGAUGACUGUGUGGUAGCCCAAAACAUGCACGAGCUGUUUUUGGAGAAGAUGAGAGCCUUGUGUGCAGACGAAUACAGAGCCCGCUGCCGCAGCUACAGCAUCGGCACCCACCUGUUAACUCUGCUGUCCGCUAGGAGGCACCUGGAUUCGCUGCCCUUCCAGCCCGGCGGCUGGCUCAGAAGAUCCCGCUUUGAGUUGUGCCACCUGAGUGCCAUUGGUGACGGGGAAGACGAAAUGUUCCUCACCAGGCGCUUCAUAUCAGCCAGAGAGCCUGUACCCCACUUCAGGCGAGGAAGACAGCACCUGCCCAGAAUGCGCAGGCCCAGGAGAGCAAUGUCAGUGCCAGCCAGCUGUUUUCGCCACUUACCACGUAAGCUGAUGGUUGUCCCUGCAGAAGCCCCCAACGAUGGAGCCUGCCUGUCUUCUGAAGCAUCUGGUUCUGGUAACUCUGGGGAGGAAGGCAACCCUCAGGGCAAUGAAAGUCAGGAAGGAAAUGGAGGCGACUACAUGCCCAUGAACAAUUGGGGCUCAGGAAAUGGCCGGGGCACAGGAGGUGGCCAGGGCUCAAGUGGCCAAGGCUCCAGUAGCCAGAGUUCAGGAGGAAACCAGUGCUCCGGUGGGGGACAGGGCUCUGGAGGGGGUCAGAGCUCAAGUCAUGGCCAGGGCUCAGGAGGCCAGGGUGCAGGAGGAAACCAGUGCUCAGGAAAUGGCCAGGGCACCGCAGGUGGCCAUGGCUCAGGCAGCGGCCAGGGGGCUGGAGGUGGUCAUGGGUCAGGUGGUGGCCAGGGGCCUGGAGGUGGCCAUGGCUCAGGAGGUGGUGGCAAGGACUCUGGAGGGGGCAAGGGCUCAAGAAGUGGAAAAGGCUCAGAUGGCAAUGAUGAACGUGGAAAAUCUCUGAAAAAAAGGUCCUACUUUAGCAAAUUAACUCAAAGCAAACAACAGCAAAUGCUACCACCUCCACCACCCCCACCACCCCCACCUUCCCCACCUCCCCCACCUCCCCCACCUCCACCACCUCCACCACCUCCACCCCCAACACCUGGAGCAACUGGUGGAAAAGGGAAGUCCGGAGGCAGGUUCCGACUUUAUUUUUGUGCUGACAGAGGAGCCACAAAAGAACGCAAAGAACCUAAGGAUGUCAAAGAGGCAGAGACCUCUGAAGGUGCAGCUCGGUAUCCCCACAGAGCCAGAGCUUUUGAUGAAGACGAAGAUGACCCAUACGUGCCAAUGAGGCCAGGGGUUGCUGCCCCUCUUGCAAGCUCCAGCGAUUAUAUGCCAAUGGCUCCUCAAAAUGUCUCUGCCUCCAAAAAGCGCCAUUCUCGAUCACCUUUUGAAGAUUCAAGAGGGUACAUGAUGAUGUUUCCCAGAGCGAGCCCACCACCUGCACCAACUCCCCCCAAAGAGCCUGAGCCUAAUAAAGAGGAUGACUCAAAGGACAAUGACAGUGACAGUGACUACAUGUUCAUGGCUCCUGGAGCUGGUGCAAUUCCAAAAAACCCCAGAAGUCCUCAGGGUGGCUCUUCGUCCAAAAGUUGGAGCUCCUACUUCUCUCUGCCAGACCCUUUUCAGAGCUCCCCCUUGGGACAGAAUGACCACAGUGAGUAUGUACCCAUGUUACCUGGGAAGUUCCUGGGGAGGGGGCCAGACAAAGAAGCCUCAUUUAAUAGAGGCCCCAAAGAUGCACCUUCAAAGCCUUUAGAUCAGGGCUUUUGCCCAGAGCCUGGAGAUGGGGGGUCACCCUCAAAGCCCUCCGAUGAUGGACCCCCAAAGAACAAGGCUAAGAGACCCAACAGAUUUUCUUUCAUUACAAAAGGAAAUAAAAUCGAGUCAAAACCACAGAAGCCCACACAGGAGCAGAGAGGCGCUGACAGCUCUAGUGACUACGUCAACAUUGACUUCACUGAAAGAGAGAGCAACACACCAGUCCGCUCUACUCAAAGACUGCCAGAUUCGUGGGGCGUAAUUGCUGACCGCAGACAGUCAGCCUCUUCUCGUUAUGUGAAUCUUCAGUUCGGAGUGCCAUUUCCAUAUCCGGCAAAUAACUUCUCAAAUCUUAUAAGAGUUAUUCCAGGUGCCAUUCCCCCAUCUCUGGACGGUGCUAGGUGGCCACUUCCUCCCAGUGCUACAGGUGGCAACGCUGAGGAAGAGGGCGAGUACAUUGAAGUGAUUUUCAACCCAGCAAUGAUACCAGCCGUGCCUUUUGCUGACAGUGCCAUUCGCUAUGAUGCUGAAACAGGUCGAAUCUAUGUGGUCGACCCAUUUUCUGAGUGUUGUAUGGACAUUUCUCUCUCCCCCAGCCGAUGCUCUGAACCGCUACCUGUGGCUAGGUUGCGGCAGGAAGAAGAGCAAGAGAGAAGACGCCCCCAAAGCCGAUCCCGAAGUUUCUUUGCAGGCGCCAGAGCCGCUGUCUCCGCUUUUCCAACUGACAGCCUCGAGAGAGAUCUUUCUGCCUUCUUAGCCUCUGCCGCCGCUGCGCCAACCUUAGUGGUGGGCCGGGCUUUAGCCGCGGCCUCCGCCCUGGCCGCGGCCCCGGGCAUCGGCGCAGCCGCCGCGGGCUUGGAAGCGACCGCUGGAUUUGACUCCGCCUCUGCCCGCUGGUUUCUACCUGUUGCUAAUGCUGCUGCCGCCGCCGCCGCUGAAGCCAUAAGGGGGUUCCAAAACAUUGCCGAAGACUGGAAUCCCGAAGGCUCAAACCCAUCUGCAGACCCUGCCAGAGGUGAAAAUGAGGCGAGUGGGGCUGCCGCUGCCGCUGCCGCUGCCGCUGCCGCUGCCGCUCCCGCUCCCGCUCCCGCUCCCGCUCCCUCGCCACCGCCUCGCCGCCGCCCAGUGCCAAGACCCCCGGAGCGAGAAGAUUCUGAGGACGACGACGACACUUACGUGAGAAUGGACUUUGCCAGACCUGACAAUAAGAAGUUCGACUCUCCCGAAAGAGGUUGGUAAUUUUAGAAGUCCAUUCGCAGUGGGUUUUCCUUAAGGUUAAUGGGCAUUGCUCAGUGAAUCCGUAUGCUAUUGUGUUUACAGUGUUAGGAAUAAAUGAGUAAUAGUUCAUUAACUUGUGUUUGGCAUGAAGGGCAGAAAUUAGUUAUAAUUAUUCAUGCAAUACCUUGUGAUCUUUGCAAAAACUUAAGUUUUAAUCCAAUUAUAAGGUUUUUUUUCCUCUGGAAAAAACCGAUUAUGAUUGAAACAUUGAUUUU